This is a messenger RNA of Adineta steineri, 504 nucleotides long. Lineage: Eukaryota; Metazoa; Rotifera; Eurotatoria; Adinetida; Adinetidae. The record is from the annotation of a GenBank genome assembly.
AUGGGUAAAUAUAAUCCAACUGGUCGAUUACGAAUAACAUUUCCUAAAUAUAAUCAUCGGUUAUCCACAUAUGAUUAUAAAUGGUGUGAAGUUCUACUUGAUAAUACAAUUGAUGUUGAAUUCGAAUUUGGACAUGGUCUAAGUUAUACAACAUUUGUUUAUUCACAUCUUAAUGUUUCAUCAACAAUUAAAUGGAAUGAUCAAAUAAAUAUUACUUUAAAUGUACGCAAUAAUGGUUCAAGACAAGGUGAUCAUACAGUACUUUUAUUUAUUUCCGAUAUUUAUCGAUCCAUCACACCACCAAAUAAAGAACUAAAAGGUUAUACAAAAAUAUCUUUAGAUCCAUAUGAACAACAACAAAUUCAAUUUAUUCUUAAUCGAACUGAUUUAUCAUUUAUUGGUCUAAAUUUAACUCGACAAACUGAACCUGGUCUUUUUAUUAUAACAGUUGGUAAUUUACAAGCGAAUUUUACUUUAUUAGCGGAUGAUAUACAUUCUGAUUAA